This is a messenger RNA of Neoarthrinium moseri, 1569 nucleotides long. RefSeq lists its product as uncharacterized. The record is from RefSeq and is a predicted model, not a curated record. Bases 1 to 1569 code for a protein of 522 amino acids. Lineage: Eukaryota; Fungi; Ascomycota; Sordariomycetes; Amphisphaeriales; Apiosporaceae. The transcript has a single exon.
AUGGCCGGCCGCAGCGCCAGCAGAGCACCACCUGCGAUGGUCGAGGACGUGGACGAGGACGGCAAUGUCAUUGAUGGCUCUUACCAAUACGCGAGGUCGAAUGUUGCCAGUCCCGUCAAGACGCAAAUGAAUACCGGCAGGAAGAAGUCGUCAUCCAGGCGAACGACUUCGGUUUCGCCGCCCUACAGCGAAUCGGACUCUACGGAGCUACCAUCGACAUCCAGGAGCAAGACCAAAGAGAAGAGAUCGUCGAUGAAGAGCAGCAAGGGCAAGGACCCGGUGGUAGAUAAGCGUCCUGUGGUCCGAAGCUCCAAGACCACACCUGCUCGCACUCGUGAGCCUGAUGAGGCCUCUUAUUACGGUGUCCCACACAAGACCAUCGCUACCUCACGCCCACGAGCACAGACAGCCAGGCCUCAUAGCUACUAUGGCCAACCGCGUCCUCCAGUGGCGCCGUCGGCAUUCUACCAUCCAGGACCGCCAGGACUUAAUCCUACUUCAUACCCGCCUCCACAAUGGGGCGGACCAUCACCUCUAGGCUCGUCGCCCUUGAGCACGUCACCGUUGGGACACCCUUCCGACUACUUCAGCAAGCCUCCAGAUAGCCUAGCUCAAAGGUUCCGACCACGAUCCGCCAUGGGGUUCCACCAAGGCUCGUACGGCCCUGAGGAAUAUGAGGCACCUCCCCAAGACAACCAUCUCGUGAGACGUCCGUCACUCACGACGAGGUCUACCAAAGAGCAGGAAGAUCGGAGGCGUAUGCCGCCACCAUCGUUGGCCAGACCCCAAACUGCGGGGCCUGCCCGUCAGCUCUUCAAGCCACCACCGCCGUCGCAGCCGAGGAAGGCAGUAUUGUUCAAUGAACAUGAUUUAGAGGAUGAGUCGGACCAUGAUGGUGGACAUCGUCGUACCUCGAUUGAUUUCACCAAGUUGUCACUCCGGCCGCGGCGUCAAAGCAUGAGCCCAGAGUACUACGAGGAGGCAUAUACCUCUUUGCAGCCCGCGUCCAGCAAAACCAAACGUGAAAGCCGACGUUCCGCAAGCUAUGCUUUUGAGGACAAAGCGAAGCUGGCGGCACAGUAUCAGGACCAAGUAAGCGGGGCGUCGAGGUCCAAUCUGACGGCCGAGAAUCUGCGCCAGGUCAAGAACGGGGGCAGCAGCCACUCAACUCGGAGCAGUGCAAGCCGUGACGCAAGCAGCUACCGCCAAUCUGCUACAACGAGAACCACGAGAUCUGGAAGUGGUGACGAUGAUAUCACCAUCAAGGUCCCCGACGGCGCCGUCGUUGAGGUUGGCAAUGCCACGGUCAAGUGCUUCAACGGUGGAGAGAUCAAUAUUGGCCGUAGCGGAGGCGGCAGCGAUAGAGGCACCGUGUACGACGACGACCUCAAGAGCCGGGCUACUAGGACCGAUAGGCCAUCUAAUCGACACCGCGCAAGUUCUCUACGUCGGGCGCUACCUGCUCCACCCCGCUACGCACCGCCUCAUUCUUACUAUCCAGACCCGACACCCUACCGUUCGGUAUACCCUCAAUACCCCGGCACAGGCGCGUACGGCGAUUACAUUUGA